Aspergillus puulaauensis is the source of this 1503-nucleotide messenger RNA. Its product is annotated as NAD-dependent succinate-semialdehyde dehydrogenase. Gene Ontology annotation, molecular function: succinate-semialdehyde dehydrogenase (NAD+) activity. Bases 1 to 1503 code for a protein of 500 amino acids. The record is from RefSeq and is a predicted model, not a curated record. Lineage: Eukaryota; Fungi; Ascomycota; Eurotiomycetes; Eurotiales; Aspergillaceae. The transcript is spliced from 4 exons.
AUGUCGAGAACUCUACCCUUCACGCUGGACACCCCAUCCCUCCUCCACGAGGCAUCCCUCCUCAAUGGAAACUGGGUACAGUCCAAAUCCGGGCAGGUCUUCGAAAUCGAAGACCCCGGCACAAACAAACCCUUCGCCAGGUGCCCAACAAACACCACCACCGACGUAGACGGCCACAUCCAAUCCUCACACAGCGCAUUCCAAACCUACCGGCACACCAAUCCACGCACCCGCGCAAAACAGCUCCUAGAAUGGCACAACCUCAUCGCAGCCUCCAAAUCCGACAUCGCCAAACUCAUCGUCUACGAAACCGGCAAACCCACAGCCGAAGCCCUCGGCGAAGUCGAAUACGCACUCGGGUUCGCGUGGUGGUUCGCCGGCGAAGCAGAGCGCGUACGCGGGUCCAUCGCGCAGCCCUCGAUCUCUGAUCGGCGCACGUUCGUCGUGAAACAGCCCAUCGGGGUGUGUGUGGCUCUUGUGCCCUGGAAUUUCCCCGUCGCGAUGAUUAUAAGGAAGGUGUCUGCGGCGCUGGCGGCCGGGUGUACGGUUGUGAUUAAACCGUCGCCGGAGACGCCGCUGAGUGUUCUUGCCCUGGGCGAUUUGGCGCUGAAGGCUGGGAUUCCUGCUGGGGUUGUGAAUGUGCUUACGACGGAUAAUGUACAUACGCCUGCUGUGAGUGAGGCGCUUUGUAAACAUCCGUUGGUGAGGAAGGUUACCUUCACGGGGAGUACGGGGGUGGGCGAGCUGAUUGCGCGGCAUUGCAGUGUGGGAUUGAAGAAGGUGACCCUGGAACUUGGCGGGAAUUGUCCGUUUUUGGUUUUUGAUGAUGCGGAUUUGGAGCAGGCUGUUGCGGCGCUUAUGGUGUUGAAGUGGAGGACGGCGGGGCAGGCUUGUACGCAUGCGAAUCGUGUUUAUGUGCAGGCUGGGGUGUAUGAAAAGUUCCUUGGGAUGGUUGUUGAGGCGACGAAGAGGUUGAGGGUUGGGCAUGGGGCUGGUGAGGGGACGACGAUGGGGGCGUUGACCACGCAGAGGGGGAUUGAGAAGCUGGAGAGGCAUGUUGAGGAUGCAGUUAAGAAGGGGGGUCAGGUUGUACUGGGGGGUAGGAGGUUGGAUGUGGAUGGGCUUGGAGGGAACUUCUUCCAGCCUACAGUCAUCUCGGGCAUGUCGGCGGAUAUGCUGACCACCAAAGAGGAGAUCUUUGGCCCACUGCUUGGUUUGUACCGCUUUGAGACUGAAGAUGAGGCCGUUCGUAUGGCGAAUGAUACCAGCAUGGGGCUGGCUUCGUACUUCUUUACACGCGAUGUCAGUCGGACGUGGCGGUUGCUGGAGAGCCUGGAGGCCGGCAUGAUUGGCAUGAACACGGGAAAUUCGUCCGCAGCAGAGUCUCCAUUCGGAGGCAUCAAGGCAUCUGGAUACGGCAAAGAAGCUGGCAAGGACGUGGCCAUUGAGGAGUAUCUGAUUGCCAAAACAGGCACUCUGACCGUGGCAGCUUCGAAGUUGUAG